CUCAGUCGCUUGUUAUGUUGUUUUUCCAUUGAAACUUUGCUCCCAAAAUCAAGAUCUUGCUUUAUUUAUUUGAAGAGAAAGAUAGAACACAGGGAAGAAGAAGAAAUGGAGGACUCAAACAAUUAUGGUCAUCAACAUCCACUUGUCUUGUUGAAUGAAGAGCAGUUGAUCAGCAAUCAAAGUGGAGCAUCAGCAGACUGCUCCAUGUGUGAGGAGAAGGUGUCUGCUCCAUGUUUUGGCUGUGCCGAGGGCUGUAGAUUUUACCUCCACAAGGUAUGUGCCGAAGCACCUUCGGAGCUUAACCACCCUUUCCAUCAUAAUCCUCUUCUUCUUAUGAAAAAAGCACCUUAUAGUAAUGAAGCAUACAUUUGCAAUUUUUGCGAUAAACCCGGUGAGAAGUUCGUUUAUCAUGGCUCUUGCGAAUUGGACCUUCACAUUAAAUGUGCUUUGCUUACAUUUAACAUUUCUCAAAAUAAUUUGAAAGAGCUUCAGCAUGUUGCUCUUCAACCUCCCACUAAAAGAGAUGAUGAACGACUUGAAGAUGUUACCAAGUGCUUCGGGUGUUGGGAACCAUUAGCCAAUUAUACAUACUUUUCUCCUGAUUCUGGAUUUAAUCUACACAAGAAAUGUUCCGAACUUCCUAUCGAAUUGAAUCAUAUGUGCCACCGAAAACAUGCUCUUGUUCUGCAAUUUAAUGAGAAGGAGCUCACUUGCAAGAUCUGUCAAGUAACUCCACAUAGAGGACUUGUAUAUGGCUGUUCACCUUGUGAGUUUAUUGUUCAUAUUGAAUGUCUAUCACCAUGUCUUGCUCCUGUCAUCGAAUCGAUGCAUCAUGAACAUCCAUUCCGUCUGUUUCCGAGACAAGCACCGUUCAUUUGUGAUGCAUGUGGUACAGGGGGAGCUUACUCUGCCUACAUAUGUUGUACAUGCAACAUCAUAGUCCAUAAAAGGUGCACUUUAUUACCACACAUCAUAAAGAGCAAGUGGCAUGAUCAUUGCAUCUUUCACAAAUAUUUCCUUCUAGAUGAUUUUAGAAGCUCGGACUGCAUUAUCUGUCACAAGGAGAUCGAUCCAGAGCACGGGAGUUAUUGUUGUUCGUACUGCAAUGUUACGUUCCAUGUAAAUUGCGUGACGGAGGACAAACAUUCAUAUUUUAUCUUUCCAUUGGAAUAUGAAAUAUCCGAUGAAAGUUCAAUCACUGUUUUGGAGAGGAAUGAUGCUGGAGAAGCUACAAAAAUAAAACAUUUCAUGCAUGAUCAUAAUCUAACCCUUGUUGGAGGGUAUGAAAAUAGUUGUGAUGGGUGUAUGUUACCUAUUUCGGAUUCAUGUUACCAUUGUUCAGAAUGUGGUUUUUGUCUUCAUAAAGGCUGCGCUGAAUUACCUCGGAAAAAGCAUGUCUGGCAUCAUAGUUGUCGAAAACCUCUCGUCCUUAUUUCAAACGAAGUUUUCAAGUGUGAAGAGUGUAGCCUGUUGUGUAAUGCCUUUGCUUAUGAAUGUUGUGAAUGUCUGAAAAAGAUAUGUCUCCGAUGUGUGAUUACUCUUACUCCUGGUGUUCAAAAAUGUCCAAAGCAUGAGCACCCCCUCUUUUUCUACCGGAACUACAAAGGGCGUUGCAAUGCAUGUGGAGAUACAACAUGGGGUGCAUUUCGUUGUAAGGAAGAUGAUUUUGUAUUGGAUCAUCACUGCUUUUCGCUGCCAAUUACAGCUCAUCACAAAUGCGAUGAACAUUUGCUUUCACUCACCGAUCAUGAUGAUAAUAGUUAUUCAGAAAGUCAUUUUUGUGAUAUCUGUGAAAAGAGUCGAGAUCCGAAUAACUGGUUCUAUCAUUGUGCAACGUGCGAUACUUCUGCUCAUGUCAACUGCGUUCUUGGAGAUUAUCCAUUCAUCAAAGUGGGGAGCAUCUACAAAGUUGAGCAUCAUCCGCACCCGCUCACCUUUGUCAAGAAGAGUUACUACUAUCCUGAUUGCAAUGAAUGUGGUGUGCCUUGUGAAGGUUUGGCUCUUGAAUGCACAGAAUGCAAUUACAUCAUUCACUGGGAUUGUGUAGAUUUAAAUCUGUCGUUUUUGAGGUUUAUGCCGCAAUUAUUCGGAGCUAAUCACACCUGAAAACCGUCCCUUCUACAAGAAAAAUUAAGACUGGAAAACCGAGUGUGGUCCUUGUCUUGUUGCUUGUAAUGGUACCAGCUGCAUUUGUCAUUGUAAUUUGGUUUUUUUUCUCAACAUUUAAGUUCCAAACAGCUUUUCAUUAUGUAUUUGUUGUUGAAUAUAUGUUGUGAUGUUUAGUAGAAGUGUUGAAUAUAUGUUGUGAUGUUUAGUA
This is a messenger RNA of Hibiscus syriacus, 2317 nucleotides long. RefSeq lists its product as uncharacterized. The transcript has a single exon. NCBI's taxonomy places the organism in Eukaryota, Viridiplantae, Streptophyta, Magnoliopsida, Malvales, Malvaceae. The record is from RefSeq and is a predicted model, not a curated record. The coding region runs from base 106 to 2106 and encodes 666 amino acids.